AUGGGUGAAUCGCGGCAAGAGCUUGUGCAGUGGCUCAACAGCCUCCUGCAGCUCAACAUCACCAAGGUCGAGCAAUGUGGUACUGGCGCCGCCCUCUGCCAGGUCUACGACAGCAUCUUCCAAGAUGUCCCCAUGUCCCGAGUCAAGUUCAAUGCCAACACCGAAUAUGCAUACAUUCAGAAUUUCAAAGUCCUGCAAAACACCUUCACCCGGCAUCACAUCGACCGAUCGAUCCCCGUAGAGUCGCUCGUGAAGUGCAAGAUGCAAGACAAUCUUGAGUUCCUGCAGUGGACCAAAAAGUUCUGGGACCAAUACUAUCCCGGCGGUGACUACGAUGCCGUGGCCAGACGGAAGGGCGCCCCAACCGGACCUGCUGGAGGUGCGGCUCCCCGCGUGACGGCGUCUGCGGCGAGACGUCCGGGUGGGACCACUCCCACCACCGGCCCUCGAGUUGGGGCCAAGGCCGCUGCUCCCAGCGCCGCCUCUCUCGCCCUGCAACAGGAGAACACCACCCUUAAGGAGACCGUCGUCGGCCUUGAGAGGGAGCGUGAUUUCUACUUCAGCAAGCUCCGCGACAUUGAGCUCCUUGUCCAGCAAGCUGUGGAGGAGGACCCCGAGCUCGAGAAGCAAGAGGACGGCCUGGUCAAGCAGAUUCAGACCAUCCUGUACUCGACCGAGGAAGGCUUUGAGAUUCCCGAGACGGAGCAGCUUGACGACCAAGAGACAUUUUAA
This is a messenger RNA of Podospora anserina S mat+, 732 nucleotides long. RefSeq lists its product as uncharacterized. The transcript has 4 exons. NCBI's taxonomy places the organism in Eukaryota, Fungi, Ascomycota, Sordariomycetes, Sordariales, Podosporaceae. Gene Ontology annotation, biological process: spindle assembly; regulation of microtubule polymerization or depolymerization; protein localization to microtubule plus-end. Gene Ontology annotation, molecular function: microtubule plus-end binding. Gene Ontology annotation, cellular component: cytoplasmic microtubule; microtubule organizing center; spindle midzone. Bases 1 to 732 code for a protein of 243 amino acids. The record is from RefSeq and is a predicted model, not a curated record.